Bombina bombina (fire-bellied toad) is the source of this 2460-nucleotide messenger RNA. RefSeq names its product leucine rich repeat containing 40 (gene LRRC40). The record is from RefSeq and is a predicted model, not a curated record. The transcript is spliced from 15 exons. Gene Ontology annotation, molecular function: protein binding. NCBI's taxonomy places the organism in Eukaryota, Metazoa, Chordata, Amphibia, Anura, Bombinatoridae.
ACUGGGGCGUGCUCUACUAUUUUGUUGGCGGCUGAGCAUAGUUUAAAUCUAGCCGCUCGGUACCGGUAGCUCGGAACCAUGUCUCGGUUUAAGAGAGGAGCAAGAGGCGCUGGACCUCGGAGUGGCUUUCGUGAAGAGGAAAAAGAGCCGUCUGUACCCCAGGGACUAAUCAAGGCGGCCCGGAAAAGCGGUCAAUUAAACCUGUCAGGGAGAGGCCUGACUGAGGUUCCUGCUAGUGUGUGGCGAAUAAAUUUGGACACUCCUGAAGAGGCUCAUCGAGAUAUUUCAUUUGGUGGUGAUGACCGUUGGUGGGAGCAGACUGACCUGAGCAAGUUGAUUUUGGCUUCAAAUAAACUUCAGAUUUUGUCAGAGGAUAUCAAGCUUCUCCCUGCCCUCGUAGUACUUGAUGUACAUGACAAUCAGCUAACAUCUCUUCCUAGUACCAUAGGCGAGUUGACAAACCUACAGAAGUUAAAUAUCAGCCAUAAUAAACUAAAAUUGUUGCCUAAAGAACUGGCGCAGUUACAGAACUUGAAGAGUCUUUUUCUUCAGCACAAUUCAUUGGAAGAAAUACCAGAGGAACUUGGACAACUAUACCUUUUGGAAGAGUUGGAUCUUUCUAACAACUGUUUAAAGAACAUUGAUGGAAUUGGUCACCUGACUGGCCUUGGUCGGCUCAAUGUAUCCCAAAACAAACUGAAGACCUUUCCCGCAGAAGUUGGUCAUAUGAAAAGUCUCAGGUUGUUGGAUUGCACUUCAAAUAUUCUAGAAAGUUUACCUGCUCAGUUGGCUGGCAUGGAAUCUUUGGAACAGCUUUACUUGCGACAGAACAAGCUGACAUAUCUGCCUGAACUCCCAGGAUGCAGUCGAUUAAAGGAGUUACAUGUUGGUAAUAACCAAAUUAACACACUAGGCCCUGAACAUCUCAAGCAUUUGAGUUCUAUCUCCGUUUUGGAACUCAGAGAUAACAAGCUGAAAACACUUCCUGAGGAAAUAGCAUUACUACAAGGAUUGGAAAGACUUGAUUUAACAAACAAUGACAUUGGAAGUUUGCCUUAUGCACUUGGUAAUCUUCCAAACUUGAAAUCACUGCAGUUAGAAGGAAAUCCUCUGAGAAGUAUUAGAAGGGAUCUCUUGAGUAAAGGUACUCAAGAACUUCUGAAGUAUUUGAGAAGUAGAAUUCAAGCCUCAGAUGCAAUCAAUCAAAAUGAGGGGCACACAGUUACUGCCAUGACCUUGCCAAGCGAUUCCAUUGUAAACGUGCAUGCUAUCAGCACAAUGAAAACCUUAGAAUAUUGUGAUAAGCAAGGAUCUGCCAUUCCUGAUGCAAUAUUUGAUGCCGUUGGAAAUAAUCCUAUUAGUAUCAUAAAUUUCAGCAAGAAUCAGCUAACCGAUGUACCACCAAGAAUAGUUGAGUUGAAGGAUUCCGUAUGUGACCUUAACCUUGGCUUUAAUAGAAUCACAUCUUUAUCCUUGUAUCUUUGUAUAUUUAAUGCAUUUUCUUUUCUUUACACAGAAACAAUUUUUUGAGCUUCUCUACCUGCUGAAAUAGAAGCACUUACAAGGCUGCAGUCAGUAAUCCUGUCUUUUAAUAGGUUUAAAACGUUUCCUGAGGUUCUCUAUCGAAUUCCAACUCUGGAAACAAUUCUUAUCAGCAGUAAUCAGAUUGGCUCAAUUGAUCCUCUGCAAUUACAAAAACUUAGCAAGCUUUCAACUCUGGACCUUCAGAAUAAUGAUCUUCUGCAAAUUCCACCAACCCUGGGAAACUGUGAAAAUCUCAGAGCUCUACAUCUUGAUGGCAACCCGUUUCGAAAUCCUCGUGCAGCUAUUCUUGCAAAAGGAACUGCAGCUGUACUUGAAUAUUUAAGAAGCCGCAUUCCCUCUUAAUUAAAUUCAAGAGCAUGAAAAAAUAUAUAAACAUAUUAAUUCCUUUCAAAUUUGUUUGUAAUUUUUUUUGCAUGUAUCUAAUAGUUUAUAUGCAGUACUAGCGACUUUCAUUAUGUCUCAACAGUAUAUCUUUUAUAUAUAUAUAUAUAUAUAUAUAUAUAUGUAUAAACAUUGCUUUAAAAUUAUUUCCUCUGUAGCAUUAGAGGAUUUGGGUCAUGCAGAUAUAAAAAUGAGUUGUGUUUGCAAUAUUUAAACAUUUAACUCAAUCUUUCAACUUUGCCAAAUUUCCUUAAAAGUUGUUUUUUUUUUUUGUUUUGUUUUUUAUCAUGAUAUAAUCAGGUUAGUUCUAUUAGUAAGAAACGCUAUUCUCCAGUUUCUUGAAUAUGGAAUCGAUUCUACCAAUUGCUUCUGGAUUAUAAUUAAGAAUUCUAUACAAAACUAAGGUUUUUACAUGUUUAAUAUGUUGUUUAAAGCACUUAUUGUUACCAUAAUUUUGAUAAAAUAAAAUGAAAUACGACUACUGUUAUGAGUAUUUACACCGAACACUAAAAAUAAAAUGUUAUUUAAAAAGUU